CUGACUUUCAGUGUCUUUCACUGCAAGUCAUGCGUAAACCAAUUCAUGACGAAAUCGAGUCUUCAUUUUGGCCCAAAUGCUGAUCCAAUCGACCGUUCGUUUGGACUUCGAGGCGGCGGACGAUCUGCAGUAUAGGGGCGAAGGCAACUCCGCGCUCGUCGUGUCCCUCGGCAGAGAUGUGUUGCGGUUCUUCAAACACGCGCCCGAAGACGGCCAGCAGUCGUGCGAAGAGUCCUUCCAACGCAUCCAACGCCACAUCCACUUCGUCGAGACUGUCGUGCGUCACGUGAUUUCGCCCGACUUCUACUCCACGCCCAGAAUCGCGUUGUUGUCGCGCAAACAGAUGAAAACCAUCGCUAAACUCAUCGGCGACAAACGCCCGAGUUUCCGACUCUCGAAAGGCAUCCAAUGCGCGGACAGCGCGUGCGCACAGACGGCCGCUCUGCUGCUGCCCGACUAUUGUUGUCUUCCGCAGCAUUUGCGCGACUUUCGCACCGAAGGGCCGAUCGUUUGCAUCGAAGUGAAGCCGAAGCGCGGGUUUCUGCCGAAAGAGGCGCUGCUGUCGCACGAGUUCAAAGUCAAGUCACGUGUUUCGCGAUACUGUCUCUCGCAGUUCCUCAAGCUCCAGAAGGGCUCAAUCCAAAGACGCUCGGCUUACUGUCCGCUGGAUCUGUUCAGCGGGUGUCCGCAAAGAACGCAAACAGCUCUGCGCGCUCUCAUCAGAGACCCGCAGAACAAUUUCCGCGUUUUCCGCGAUUCCCAUCACGUGUUCGGCGACUCC
This is a messenger RNA of Medioppia subpectinata, 781 nucleotides long. NCBI's taxonomy places the organism in Eukaryota, Metazoa, Arthropoda, Arachnida, Sarcoptiformes, Oppiidae. The record is from the annotation of a GenBank genome assembly.